Messenger RNA from Lactuca sativa (garden lettuce), 1575 nucleotides. RefSeq names its product RHOMBOID-like protein 2. Lineage: Eukaryota; Viridiplantae; Streptophyta; Magnoliopsida; Asterales; Asteraceae. Gene Ontology annotation, molecular function: serine-type endopeptidase activity. Gene Ontology annotation, cellular component: membrane. The record is from RefSeq and is a predicted model, not a curated record. Gene Ontology annotation, biological process: proteolysis.
AUGGACGUCCAUUCAUCUGCGAAGAAUUCACCUGCGGAGAUCGAGAUCAAGGUGCAUAGCAUCCCUCCACCAGUCGGCUAUCCGCCUUUAUACACACAGCCACCACCUCUAAUCCACCACCAUAUUCCUCCGCCUCCCUUAUAUUAUCAUUUUUCCGAGGAAUGGUUUCCCUGGUUAGUGCCCUUCAUCUUCAUCGUCAACGUAGCCCUAUUCAUUCUCUCCAUGUAUAUCAACAACUGCCCCCUCCAUUCCCGGAGUUGUGUCGGUGUACAAAUGCUUCAACGUUUCGCCUUCGAAAAUGUCCAAGAAAACCCCCUUCUUGGCCCUUCCUCCGCAACGCUACUAAAAAUGGGAGCAUUGGAUGCAAAUAAAGUGAUCCAAGAAGGACAACAAUGGCGUAUUGUCACUUCCAUGUGGUUGCACGCCGGCGUCCUCCAUAUUUUCACCAAUAUGUUAAAUCUCCUUGCGGUUGGAAUUCGCCUCGAACAGGAUUUUGGUUUUGCAAGAAUUGGGUUACUUUAUACACUAUCCGGACUCGGUGGUAGCUUGUUGUCAUCUUUGUUUCUCCGAAAAAACAUUUCCGUUGGUGCAUCUGGAGCACUAUUCGGUUUACUUGGAGCAAUGCUUUCUGAACUACUUAUGAAUUGGACUAUUUAUGCCAACAAAUUGGCAACAUCGACAAUGCUCAUUCUCAUGAUCCUUAUUGGCCUAAUGGUUGGAAUCCUCCCACACGUAGACAAUUUUUCACAUUUAGGAGGAUUCAUCACAGGAUUCUUCCUCGGUUUUAUCCUUUUGGUUCAUCCACAUUCCAAUCGGAUAAACCAAACUAUCGCUCCUCAUGGUUACUACACAAAAUCGAAAUACAAGUCAUGUCAACACAUAUUCCUUGUUCUUUCCGUAAUAGCUUUAUCUGUGUUGUUUACAAUGGGAUUUGUGUUCCUUUUUCGGAAAGUAAAUGGAAACGAUUAUUGUUCUUGGUGUCAUUAUCUAAGUUGUGUGCCUACGCCUCUAUGGAGCUGUGAUCCACUAUGCAAUUCAAUACAAUUAGGCAACCAACUAAAUUUGACAUGCCUAGACAAUGGAAAGUCGAGGUCGUAUACACUUCCGGCAGGUUAUGGUGUUAUCUCGGUUCAAGAACUUUGUUCAAAGCUGUGCAUCUAAAAUAUACACUUACAUAUAGGACUGUUAGGAAGAAAAAGGUUAAAGGCGUGGGAAAGAAUUUUGAUGCAACAAAAACAAGAAAAAAAAAGGAACAACAACUAAGGUGCUCUUUGUUUUUUCGAAGCGAAAAUUCAUGAAGUCUGCGGACCACCUUUGCAAUCUUUUGUAGCAGAAGAGGUGGAACAAACGGCUGCAGCCUAUAAUAAGAAGCAUGUUUGUUUUUUAACAUCUGUAGACUGCUGCAGUAAACUGAAAUUUAAAUAAACUAAUUUUAUAAAUUGAAAAUAGUUAUCAACAUCGAAAUUUAAUAAUUCUAGUUUUAAAACAUUGAAAUAAUAAUAAAAAUAACAUGUAAAAAAACAAAAAUAUAAAACCUUUUUUUUAAAAAAAAAAACUUAAAAAAAUGUAAAAGAA